This is a messenger RNA of Eremothecium sinecaudum, 930 nucleotides long. It is a transcript of the gene SIT4, whose product is annotated as type 2A-related serine/threonine-protein phosphatase SIT4. Gene Ontology annotation, cellular component: cytoplasm. The transcript has a single exon. Gene Ontology annotation, biological process: G1/S transition of mitotic cell cycle; peptidyl-serine dephosphorylation. Lineage: Eukaryota; Fungi; Ascomycota; Saccharomycetes; Saccharomycetales; Saccharomycetaceae. Bases 1 to 930 code for a protein of 309 amino acids. The record is from RefSeq and is a predicted model, not a curated record. Gene Ontology annotation, molecular function: protein serine/threonine phosphatase activity.
AUGGUUGAAAGUGGUCCAGACCAGUGGUUGGAAAAGAUAAAGAAAUGCCAGGUCCUGGCAGAGAGUGAGAUGAAGCAGCUAUGUGAGCUGUUUAAAGAACUUUUAAUGGAAGAGUCGAAUAUUCAGCCCGUGCGAACCCCAGUUACAGUGUGUGGAGACAUUCAUGGUCAGUUUCAUGACCUUCUAGAGCUAUUCAGGACGUCUGGGGGGUUCCCGGAUCAGGUGCACUACAUAUUUUUGGGAGAUUAUGUUGACCGUGGCUACUAUAGUUUAGAGACCUUUACAUUGCUAAUGUGUUUGAAAGUAAAAUACCCUUCUAAAAUAACUCUGGUUAGAGGAAAUCAUGAAUCUAGACAGAUCACGCAAGUUUACGGAUUUUACGAGGAAUGUUUAAAUAAGUACGGUUCUACUACUGUCUGGAAAUACUGCUGUCAAGUUUUUGACUUCUUGACAUUGGCCGCUAUUAUUGAUGGGAAAAUUUUAUGUGUUCACGGUGGACUAUCACCAGAAAUUAGAAUGUUGGAUCAGAUUCGUGUCCUUUCUAGAGCACAAGAAGUUCCUCAUGAAGGUGGGUUUUCUGACUUAUUAUGGAGUGACCCUGAUAAUGUUGAUGCAUGGCAAGUUUCUCCCCGUGGUGCCGGAUGGCUUUUUGGAAGCAAAGUGGCGCGGGAAUUCAACUAUGUCAAUGGACUGAAUUUGAUUGCCAGGGCGCACCAAUUGGUAAUGGAGGGAUUUAAAUAUCAUUUUCCUGGAAAAGACGUUGUGACGGUUUGGUCAGCACCCAAUUACUGUUAUAGGUGUGGUAACGUCGCAAGUGUAAUGAAAGUCGACGAAGACUUAGAACCAACUUUUAAAAUAUUCUCUGCUGUACCUGAUGACUACGUUCAAGAAACAAACCAUAAUAACCAAAGAGGUGGAUACUUCUUGUGA